This is a messenger RNA of Paramecium sonneborni, 1019 nucleotides long. The record is from the annotation of a GenBank genome assembly. NCBI's taxonomy places the organism in Eukaryota, Ciliophora, Oligohymenophorea, Peniculida, Parameciidae.
AUGAUAAAGUAAAAGCGACCCUUAAAGGAACAGAAACUAGAAAUAAGUUAAAACAACAUAUUCAAGAUAAUUUUAAUUAGAGCAGAAAACUCAAUCAAAAAUUUAACAGAAGAGAAAUAAUAAUAAUUUAUAGUGAAAUAAUCAGAUUUUAAAAUAGAGAAGAAAUCAGAAUCCUAAAAUUCAAAUUCCACUCCAUAAAAAACCAAAAAGCAAUUAGAUGAUUAACAUUCUGAAGAAAAAACAAAAGUUGCUUAAUAACAUAUAUAUAUUGAUUGGAAAGAACUUAAUUUAUUUAUUUAUUCUUAUGUUAUUUUGAUAAAAAUAAUUCUAACUAAUAUAAUAAUCUAAUUAGCAGAAAAAAUGAGCGAAUUAAGGGAUUUUGAUAUAAAGUAGUUACACGACAACAUUUAAAGUUGUUUCUAAUAUUUAGAUAAAAAGAUAUACAGAGCAAUGAAUAUAGCACCAAUUAGUAAUACUAUAAUUAUUGAAAAACCUAAUUCAGCCAUGUAUUUUAUAAGAUGAUUUAAAGUGCUCAAGAAUACAAAGAAUUGUAACAUCAUGUGAAAUAACUAUAAAUCCAAUAUGAUCAGGUUUGUUACAAGUACAUGCAACUAAUAAAAAAAUAUCAAAAUAUGAAAAUUACUUUAAAACUACAACAAGAAGAAAUAGAACACUAAUGCGAAUUAAUUAAAGAAAUUAAAUUAAUUCAUCUUCAAUAGCCUGAAGUAAUCGAGAUACCAGUUUAUGAAUAUUUAAGAGAAUUUACAAAAAAUAAUCAUAGUCAAUUAAGUAAUUUUUUAUAAAUAUUGAUGCAUACUAAAAAAUUAGAUAUUUCAAUGAUCGAAUUACUUUAAAAUAUUGAGAAAUAUUAUAGACCUUAAAAUAAACUAUUAUUUUAAGAUAAGUACGUUUAUCCAAAAGUACCGUUGAAAAAAAUAAGAGAGAGGAUAUUAAAAACAUUGCCUGAUCAGACAAUUUCAUAAAAUUUAAUACCAGAAAGAUCGAUAUCAUUCUAAUGA